AUGAAAUAUAUUAACAAAAUAACAUUAAUAAAAAAUGUGUAUUAUAAAAAUGUACAGUUUAGAAAAAUAUAUUAUAAAAUAAAUAUAGUGGGGGCAUGUAAUAGUGGUAAGUCUACACUAAAUAAUUGUUUACUUGACAAACUGAAUGAAACAUAUAAAAAAUCUGUUAUAAAUGAUAUUGAAAAUUAUUGUAUCCAGAAUAAUGAAAAUUUAAUUACUAUAGAAAAUAAAAAAUGUUUAAUUGUUGAUACUUUGGGAUUGAAUGAGAAAAUGUUAAAAAAGUUAGAAAUAUGGAAAUCUAAAAAUUAUGAUAAAAAUUUUGAAAAUAAUAAUAUAAUAAAAAAUUAUUUUAAUACAAUUAUAAAUAGUAAUUUAAUUUUAUUUCCUGUUAAAAGUUCCGAAAUAAGACAAGCAGAUAUACUUGCUCAUAAUAUAAUAAAAGAUAUAUAUAAACAACAUGAUAAUAUAUUUACAAUAGUUCAAACCAAUUUAAAUGAUAUAUACUUCGAUGAUAUGAAGUAUAAUUUUCUUGAUAUGUAUGAGCAUUUUACAAAUAUUAUUUUUUUUCCAUAUUCUCUAGAUAACCACAAUAAAAAUGCAAACUUAAUUAAUAUAAUAAAAGAGAGAGUUAAUCAAACAAAAAUAGAAACAGACAAAUCUGUGAUUAGAAAUGGUGUAUAUAAAAAUGAGCAAGCCAGUUUUAAAACAGCUAUUUAUGAAGAACCGCCUAAGUCUGAUGAAUAUGAUAUGCACGAGUUUAUCGAAGAUAGUUUGAGAAUAUUUCGGCCAAAUUUAAAUGGGGAAAUAAAGAACUAUUUUUAUAAAUUUAUUGAUUUAAAAAAAAAAGAAAAAUCCAACGACCACCUAUUUAAUGAUUACUUUAGUAAAAAAAUUCUGAACAAGGAAUUAAAAACAAUAAGCCAAGAUGAGUUACAAAAAAAAUAUGCAAACAGAGUGUGUGAGCACUGUGAAGAAGAAAAUAACAACAACGAUUACAACAGUAAUAAUGAUGUUGAUCAGUUAAAUCAAGAAAAGAGGGAUAAAACUUUGAAAGACGAAGGGAAAUGGCUUGAUCCGAAUAAUAUAGAAAAAUGGGUUCAAGAAAAUACUGAAGAUGGAAAAGAAAAAAAAAUAUUAAAAAAAUUAAAAAAUAAAAGAAUGGAAUUGCUUAGAAAAAUUAUUAACAGAGAUAAGGACACAAAUUUGUAUAGUUUGAUAAACUUGGGCAAGAAUCAAAUUUCUAUAAAUCAGGAAAAUGAAAAAAAUAAAAUUUCCAAUGAUGUAACUAGCCAUUAUGUAGAAGAAGAGAAACAAGUUUACCAACCAGGAGAUAGUGAAAAUUAUUUAGAAGAAGACGAUAUUUCAAAAGGUAGUUCAUACAAUGUUUUUGAUGAAAGUAAUAUGGCGAAAGAAGAAAGAACAAACGAUAGGAUAUCUAAAACAGCCAAUUUAGCAGAACAAAAAUCUGAAAAUAAGCCAAGUGAAAUAAAAGUGUGUAUUUUAGGGGAAAAGAAUUGUGGAAAAACAACACUUAUUGAAACAGUUUUAAAAAAAAAUAUAAUAAAUGAAAAUGAUAUAUAUGAAUUAUUUGGAAAAAAAAGAAAAUAUGUAAAUGAAGAUAUGAGUAUAGUAUAUAAAGAUCAAAAGAUAGCAAUUUUAGAUACAUGCAGUUUAAAAAAACAACAUAGAUUUAGAAAUGAGGAUUUAUUUCAUGAUGAAGAAAAUAGAGUAUAUAAUAAUAUUCGUAAAUCUGAUAUAUGUAUAUAUAUUAAAGAAGCAAAAGAUAAUAACAUAUGUCUGAAUAAGGACGAUAAAAAAAUGUUAUUUUAUUUAUUGAAAGAAAAAAAAAAUAUAAUAUUUAUAGUUAGUAAAAUUGAUUUAAUUGUUACAGAUUAUGAAAACAAACGAAGUGAAUUCCUAAAAAGUAUAACAAAUACAUUUAGUGAUAUACCAGUAUUAUUUUUAAAUAAUAACAAUGAUAGUCAUGUUAAUUCAUUACUUAAACUUAUUACACAUAUAAAUAAAAGAAAUAAUAUAACUAUAUCUACAUCGACUUUAAAUUUAUUUCUUAUACAAUUUAUUAAAUUAUUUCCAAUACCUUGGUUAAAAAAACAAAAAUGUAAUUUUAAAUUUAUCAAACAAAUUAGACAGAAUCCAGUUACUUUUCUUAUUUUUACCAACCUUUAUAAAAAUAUACCAAAUAAUUAUUUGACUUUUUUCAAAAAAAAAUUAAAAGAUCAAUUUGAUUUAAAAUAUGUUAAUAUUCAGUUUGUUUUUAAAACUACAUGUGAUAAUAAAAAUGUCAAGAAAAAUCAAAUUAUCAAAUAA
Molecule: messenger RNA, 2328 nt
Organism: Plasmodium vinckei vinckei
Lineage: Eukaryota; Apicomplexa; Aconoidasida; Haemosporida; Plasmodiidae
Product: Ras-like G protein, putative
Exons: 1
Coding region: 1-2328 (775 amino acids)
Molecular function (GO): GTP binding
Source: RefSeq, a predicted model, not a curated record